Messenger RNA from Cryptococcus deneoformans JEC21, 1599 nucleotides. RefSeq lists its product as hypothetical. The record is from RefSeq and is a predicted model, not a curated record. NCBI's taxonomy places the organism in Eukaryota, Fungi, Basidiomycota, Tremellomycetes, Tremellales, Cryptococcaceae. The coding region runs from base 135 to 1598 and encodes 487 amino acids. Gene Ontology annotation, cellular component: plasma membrane. Gene Ontology annotation, molecular function: phospholipid scramblase activity. Gene Ontology annotation, biological process: plasma membrane phospholipid scrambling. The transcript is spliced from 10 exons.
GUGCCGGGCAGGUGUCGUCAUUCUUGCUUGGAAACGAGAUCGUCUCUUUCCAUCGUCCAUCGCUAAUUAUCCUCAACAAACUCUUUUCCCGAACCCCUGGCAACUUUUUUCGUAAUCACUAAAAUCCCCACACGAUGCUGCCUAGAAGCAUCACCGCCUCUGCUCUGCAUGUGGGCACGUCUCGGUCCAUGCUUGCUCGGAGUAUAGCUACCGCCGUCCCGCUCUUACGGCAGCAAGAACGGCUACCUCGAGGCCAUGUGAGACCGACACGCAGACCCAUCCGUCAGAUUCCCUUUAGAACCGGAACCGGAACCGAUGAACACUACCAGUCGACUGCAGCUGGCCCCCAGGCGUUCCAUGCGUAUGAACCUUAUGAUCCCCUCUCAACACCCAUCCACGCUUCAGGGCCUGUGGACAUUCCUCCCGAUCCUAGCGGUGUACUUGGGGAUAGCCACGCAGCGAGAGAAAUUCUGGGCCAUGAGAGUCUGGUGAUUGUCAGGCAACUGGAGAUGUUGAAUGUCUUUAUGGGUUUUGAACAAGCGAACAGAUACGCUAUACAUUCACCGGACGGCCAGCUUGUGGGAUUCUUGGCCGAACAGGAGCAAGGUAUCCUCUCGACAAUUAGCAGGCAAGCUCUGCGGACACAUCGCCCGUUUAAGUCUAUUGUCAUGGACAGGCAUGGGAAACCGGUCUUAUGGAUCCAAAGACCUUUUGCGUUCAUCAACUCUCGGAUCUUUGUCCACUCUUCCGAAGAUCGGGAUAGCAGACUCGUAGGCGAAGCUCAACAACAAUGGCACCCUUGGCGACGACGAUAUAAUUUAUUUCAAAGUCGCGAAUCCGAGACAUUCCGCCAAUUUGCAAAAGUCGACAGUGGUUUCCUCGCAUGGGAUUUUUGGCUCAAGGACAAGGAUGACCGUCUGUUAGCUUCCAUCAAUAGAAACUUUCGGGGGAUAGGACGUGAACUGUUUACCGACACUGGCCAGUAUGUUAUUCGAUUUGACGCUGCCGGCACCGAACUCGAUUUAGCACCCGGAUCAAAUAUCAACGUCCAAGGACAAACAUUGGUUCUACCCCGAUCAUCUGACAGCGGGCUGACUUUGGAUCAACGUGCCAUGACACUCGCCACAGCAGUAUCAAUUGAUUUUGAUUACUUUUCAAGACAUUCAGGUAGCGGCGGUCUCGGCUUCCCGUUCUUCUUCUGGGGCGGAGGAGACGGGGGUGCCGACGCUCAGUCUGGCGGCCGUCCUUCCGAUGUGCAGCCUUCUCCAGAUGGAGGCGCGGGUGCGGGUGGUGUUGCAGCCGGAGCGGCCGCUGGGGCUGCCGGCACAGGCGGCAUGACGGAAGACGAACUCAUCUAUGGCCGUCAGCCUGCCCAACCUGGCAGCCCGAACGAUCCUGUCCCACCGCCACCGGGAGAAAGCGCAGGAGGAUGGGAACAGUUCCCACAAGGUUUGGAAGGGUAUGACGAACAGUCUGCUGGGUGGGAGCAAGAGGAUGUUAUGCAAGAUCCAUGGGGCAACCAGGGUGGUGAUGACAGUGGAUGGUUUGGCGGUGGUGGGGGUGGUGGCGGUGGCGAUUGGGGAGAUUGGGGUCAGUAAA